This is a messenger RNA of Cheilinus undulatus (humphead wrasse), 1560 nucleotides long. Its product is annotated as UDP-glucuronosyltransferase 2B33-like. The transcript has a single exon. The record is from RefSeq and is a predicted model, not a curated record. NCBI's taxonomy places the organism in Eukaryota, Metazoa, Chordata, Actinopteri, Labriformes, Labridae. The coding region runs from base 88 to 1560 and encodes 490 amino acids. Gene Ontology annotation, molecular function: UDP-glycosyltransferase activity.
GCACUUGCAGUGCUGCUCUGCUCCUCGCUCUUGGUAAACGGAGGGAAAGUCUUGGUGUUUCCUGUGGACGGAAGCCACUGGAUCAAUAUGAAAGUCCUUAUCGAGGAGCUACACUCCAGAGGCCAUGAACUCACAGUAAUUCGAUCUUCGGACAGCUGGUACAUCAAGCCUGACUCUCGGCACUACGAGUCCAUCACCGUGAACACUUCUGCUGGGUUCGAUGAGGAGCGCUUCGGGUCGUUUGUAACCACGAUGAUCAGAAUGAGGCGAGAGGGUGCGUCGCUGUGGGCUCGUCUGUCUCUGGAGUAUGAGCUCAUGGAACAGUUGUAUCAGAUUGGUAAGCAGAGUCUCAGAAUGAUGGAGGACAUCUUUGAAAACGCAGAGCUGAUGCAGAGCCUUUGUGACGCUAAAUAUGACUUGGUUUUGACGGACCCUGCUCUUGGUGGAGGGGUGCUUCUGGGUCACCGUUUGGGUCUUCCACUAGUCCUGAAUGUUCGGUGGACUAUCCAGGGUGAGGGGCAUUAUGCAAUUGCACCGUCACCGGUCUCCUUUGUCCCGGUAGCAGGGUCAGAACUGACUGACAAGAUGACCUUUUCCCAGCGGGUCAAGAACUUUUUGAUUUAUCUGUUCACCUGUGUUCAAACUUGGUACAUCACAACACCGAACUACAAACCCUUCGUCCAACGCUACUUUGGUAAGAACCUCCAUUACAUGGAGCUGUUCCAGGCAGCAGACAUCUGGCUGAUGAGGAACGAUUUUACCUUUGAGUUCCCACGACCCACAAUGCCAAACAUCGUCUACAUGUCAGGAUUCCAGUGCAAACCCUCCAAACCCCUGUCCAAAGAGCUGGAGGACUUUGUCCAGAGCUCUGGUGAGCACGGAGUCAUCGUUAUGACUUUAGGAACCCUGGUAGAAAAACUUCCCAAGGACAUCACUGAGGAUAUCGCUGCUGCUUUUGCCCAGCUCCCUCAGAAGGUCAUCUGGAGGCACAAAGGACAAAGACCAUCCACCCUGGGCAACAACACCUUAAUGCUGGACUGGCUGCCUCAAAAUGAUCUCCUGGGUCACCCAAAGACCAGAGUCUUUGUGGCCCAUGGAGGCACCAAUGGAAUCCAGGAGGCCAUCUACCACAGCGUGCCCCUCGUUGGAAUACCGCUAAUAUUAGAUCAGCAGGACAAUUUAUUUAGGAUGAAGGUCAGAGGUGUGGCCAAAGUCCUGGACAUUGCAACUGUGAAUAAAGACAACUUCCUGGAGGCCGUGAAGGAGGUCCUCUAUGAACCAUCCUACAGGGAGAGGAUGAGAUGGUUGUCCAACCUGCAAAGGGAUCAGCCAAUGAAACCCCUAGACCGGGCCAUGUUCUGGAUUGAGUUUGUCAUGAGACACAAGGGGGCCAAGCAUCUGAGGACUGAGUCCUACAAGAUGUCCAACAUCCAGUACCACUCCAUCGACAUUGUAGUACUCCUCAUAGCUAUUAUACUGUUGGUUUCCACUCUUCCUCUCUCUGCUGCGGGGUUUAUGUGUCGGAGAGUUUUUUGUCAGAGUAAAGUCAAGAAGGACUGA